Hermetia illucens (black soldier fly) is the source of this 908-nucleotide messenger RNA. It is a transcript of the gene ND-24, whose product is annotated as NADH dehydrogenase [ubiquinone] flavoprotein 2, mitochondrial. NCBI's taxonomy places the organism in Eukaryota, Metazoa, Arthropoda, Insecta, Diptera, Stratiomyidae. The transcript is spliced from 5 exons. The record is from RefSeq and is a predicted model, not a curated record. Bases 121 to 849 code for a protein of 242 amino acids. Gene Ontology annotation, molecular function: NADH dehydrogenase activity. Gene Ontology annotation, biological process: mitochondrial electron transport, NADH to ubiquinone.
AAAGCGACAAUCAGCUGUUCGAAGCCGUGUCAAAAGCGGAAGACAUCGAAUCGGCGGAUUUGCUGUGGCAUUUACGGGAUACGCGUUUACAGCGAAAAGUUAAUCGGAAUCUAAUUUAAGAUGAUUGCUAAUAGAGCUGCAGCGGGACUCCGCGUCCUGAAGGAUGGAAUCAGAUGUAUUAGCACAUCUGGCGUAAAAAGGAGCGAUAAUCUAUUCGUACAUCGGGACACACCUGAAGACAAUCCGGAUAUCCCUUUCGAAUUCACCCCUGAGAAUAAGAAGCGCGUUGAAGCAAUUCUGAGCAUCUACCCCGAAGGACAUAAACGUGGUGCCAUGAUUCCCCUCCUUGAUUUGGCCCAAAGGCAAUAUGGAUGGUUGCCGAUUUCUGCUAUGCAUAAAGUAGCUGAAAUAUUAGAUCUUCCAAAUAUGCGCGUAUAUGAAGUUGCAACUUUCUAUACAAUGUUUAUGCGUAAGCCAACAGGAACUUAUCAUAUUCAAGUUUGCACGACUACCCCAUGUUGGCUUCGCGGCUCAGAUGAAGUUUUAAAUACAUGCAAGAAACAACUUGGCAUUGGUGUUGGCGAGACGACGAAGGAUCGAAAAUUUACCAUCUCCGAAGUUGAAUGUUUAGGUGCAUGCGUUAAUGCACCUAUGAUGGCUAUUAAUGAUGAUUAUUACGAAGAUUUGACGGCGAAAGAUACUGAGAACAUUAUCCAACAAUUAAAAGAUGGGAAAGUACCAAAACCGGGUCCAUACAAUGGACGCUUUACAUCUGAACCUAAAGGCAAUCCUACAUCAUUGACUGAGGAGCCAAAAGGUCCUGGGUUCGGAAUUCAACCCGGUUUGUAAAAUUUAUAAAUGAAAUGCUUUAGCGUCUAAACAAAUAAACCUUACUUUGAAAUUAAAAA